AUGUCUUCAACAUUAGCUAAACAACAAAAAUUCGGUAACACUGGUAUCAAGAUUUCACCAAUUGUCGUCGGCUGUAUGUCUUAUGGAUCUAAACAAUAUUCUUCAUGGAUGGAAGAAGAUAAAGAAAAAGUAUUUAAAGUUUUAAAAUACUGUUAUGAUCAUGGACUACGUACUUUUGAUACAGCAGAUGUUUAUUCAAAUGGUGCAAGUGAAAGAUUAUUAGGUGAAUUUUUAAAAGCUUAUAAUAUUAAGAGAGAAACUGUUAUUAUUAUGACUAAAAUCUUUUUCCCUGUGGAUGAAACUUUAGAUCCUAAUUUCCGCCGUAACUUAGAGGACAAGUUAACUGUAUUAGAGAUAACUAAUCAACAAGGUUUAUCACGUAAACAUAUUAUGGCAGGUGUUAAAAAUUCUGUUGAAAGAUUAGGUACUUAUAUUGAUAUUUUACAAAUUCAUAGAUUUGAUCCAAAUACUCCGAUUAAAGAGACAAUGAAAGCAUUAAAUGAUGUAAUUGAAAUUGGUGAUGUUAGGUAUAUUGGUGCGUCAUCCAUGAGACCAACACAAUUUGUUGAAAUGCAAGCAAUUGCAGAAAAAUAUGAUUAUCAUCAAUUUGUUAAUGUUCAAUCAUGUUAUAAUUUAUUAUAUAGAGAAGAUGAACGUGAUUUAAAUUUAUAUUGUCAAGAACAUAAUGUUGCUUUAACUCCAUGGUCACCAAAUUCUCAAGGUAUAUUAACAAGACCAAUCGGUACACAAACUGAAAGAUUUUCUAAAGAUGCUAUUGUUAAUGCUUGGGGUUUAAAUAAGUUACCACCUGCUGAUACAGAAAUUGUUAAUCGUGUUGAAAAAUUAGCUAAAGAGAAAAAUAUUUCAAUGGCAACAUUAUCAACUGCAUGGGUUUCAACAAAGGGUUGUUUCCCAAUUGUUGGGAUGAGUAAAAUUGAAAGAGUUGAUGACGCAUUAGCUGCAUUAGAGGUUACCUUCACUGAAGAAGAAUUAAAAUAUUUAGAAGAACCAUAUGUUCCAAAAUCCUUCCUUUACUGA
This is a messenger RNA of Maudiozyma saulgeensis, 1038 nucleotides long. Lineage: Eukaryota; Fungi; Ascomycota; Saccharomycetes; Saccharomycetales; Saccharomycetaceae. The record is from the annotation of a GenBank genome assembly.